Euleptes europaea (tarantolino) is the source of this 2439-nucleotide messenger RNA. Its product is annotated as dual specificity calcium/calmodulin-dependent 3',5'-cyclic nucleotide phosphodiesterase 1C-like. Gene Ontology annotation, molecular function: 3',5'-cyclic-nucleotide phosphodiesterase activity. NCBI's taxonomy places the organism in Eukaryota, Metazoa, Chordata, Lepidosauria, Squamata, Sphaerodactylidae. The coding region runs from base 280 to 2271 and encodes 663 amino acids. The transcript has 18 exons. The record is from RefSeq and is a predicted model, not a curated record. Gene Ontology annotation, biological process: signal transduction.
UGGGGUGGAGUUCAAUCUGGAGAUCAGCUUGUAAUCCUUUGCAUCACUCUGAGGACCAUGGCAAGCCACCACAACGGCCCUCAGUGUACACCUGGGAUUCUUGCCGGUUGCACACGCGCCUUCUAAUCCAAGUGAGGAAAAGGGGGGGGGAGUGUUUGGAAGCAGGAAAAAAAUGUUUGCUGCUUCUGGUCAGCGUUAAAAAAAAAAGCGGAGUGUGUGCAUGUUUCGGGGGACGCAUCCAUUCUCUCUAACCGCGAACCAAAGUGAAAACUUAGAGCGAUGGAGUCGCCUACGAAGGAGAUUGAAGAAUUUGAGAGCAACUCUCUGAAAUACCUCCAGCCGGAGCAAAUAGAGAAGAUAUGGCUUCGUCUCCGAGGAUUGUUGCGAUCUUUGGUUAAGCAGCUAGAAAGAGGAGAGGCUUCUGUGGUUGACUUGAAAAAGAACUUGGAAUAUGCAGCUACCGUACUUGAAUCUGUGUACAUUGAUGAAACCAGGCGUUUGCUGGAUACAGAAGAUGAGCUCAGCGAUAUCCAGUCCGAUUCUGUGCCCUCAGAGGUACGGGAUUGGCUGGCUUCCACCUUCACACGGCAGAUGGGGAUGAUGCUCAGGAGGACCGAAGAGAAGCCCAGGUUCCGAAGCAUCGUCCAUGCAGUUCAAGCUGGGAUAUUUGUGGAGAGGAUGUACAGGCGAACAUCCAAUAUGGUUGGACUGAGCUACCCACCAGCAGUGAUCGGAGUGCUAAAGAAUGUAGACAAGUGGUCUUUUGAUGUAUUUGCACUGAAUGACGCUAGUGGGGACCAUGCACUGAAAUUCAUUUUCUAUGAAUUGCUCACGCGCUAUGAUUUGAUCAGCCGCUUCAAGAUUCCAAUUUCUGCUCUAGUCUCCUUUGUGGAAGCUCUGGAAGUUGGCUACAGCAAACACAAAAAUCCAUAUCACAACCUAAUGCAUGCAGCAGACGUCACGCAGACUGUUCAUUACCUCCUUUUUAAGACGGGUGUAGCGCACUGGUUAACGGAGCUGGAAAUCUUUGCUAUGAUCUUUGCAGCUGCUAUCCAUGAUUACGAGCACACCGGAACCACCAACAACUUUCAUAUUCAGACACGGUCUGAUACAGCCAUUCUUUAUAACGACCGGUCUGUGCUGGAAAAUCAUCACCUUAGUGCAGCUUUUCGCCUUUUGCAAGAUGAUGAAGAGAUGAACAUUCUGUCCAACCUCUCCAAGGACGACUGGAGGGAAUUCAGGACUCUGGUGAUUGAGAUGGUGCUGGCGACAGAUAUGUCCUGUCACUUCCAGCAAAUCAAAGCCAUGAAGAACGCAUUGCAGCAGCCAGAAGGGAUUGACAAACCGAAAGCCUUAUCACUGAUGUUGCAUACUGCUGAUAUCAGUCAUCCUGCCAAGGCAUGGGAUCUCCAUCAUCGCUGGACCAUGUCAUUGCUAGAGGAGUUCUUCAGACAGGGUGACAAAGAAGCAGAAUUAGGGCUUCCCUUUUCCCCUUUGUGUGAUCGCAAAUCCACUAUGGUCCCCCAGUCUCAAGUAGGCUUUAUUGAUUUCAUUGUGGAGCCCACUUUCACGGUGUUGUCUGACAUGACAGAGAAGAUUGUAACACCUCUCAUCGAGGAAGCUUCCCACUCUGGCAUGACAGGGUUUAGGCGUUCCAGUCUGAACAGCAUUAGCCCCUCUGAAGUUAAAAGAUCAAGUGUCAAGAGCACUGGGUCAGAAGGAAGUGCCUCGCUCAACUGUUCCAUACUCACUGUGGACUUCAGAGGUUUUAAAAACACCUGGACUGAAGUGGUGCAACAAAACCGGGAGAAGUGGAAAGCACAAGCAACCAAAGAAGAAAAAGCAAAGAAGGAAGCAGAGGAGAGUUCUCCCCAGGGUGCAGAUGAAAAGAGAACAGACGAAAAUGAAGGGAAAAAGGCCACAGAGGAAACGGCUGCCACGAUCUCCGAAAACAGCAAAGAAGGAAAUUCCGGCGAGAGUAAGAGUACAGAAGCCAGUAAGAGCAAUGUAAAUGGGACUCGUCAAACUGGUGUUAACAAAAAUGACGCUUCUCAAGGGAAAAAUGUAACUCGGGCGGAAAAGGAAACAGAUCCCAGCUCGGCAGGAAGAGACCAGAAACGGCAUGUACAAAAUGGUAAAUUAAAGGAUGAUAAGAAGUUAGACAAGAAAGAUCAGGGAAAAGAGUUAAAGAAGUCAGAGGGUUCAAAGCAACGCACAAAUGACGCACCAGUACCGAAUUCCUCAAAUCGACUUACUUUGCCAGAAGACUAAGAGCUUCUUCAGAAGAGCAUUGCCACAUCAACAUGCCAGCCCGAUUGCUUGGAGGCAUUUUUAAGAAAAGCAUGCGCUUCCUGCACAAAAUGUUCAGAUCACCUGAACUCAAAAACCAGCAACAAUGAGUAUCUACCAUAAGGAAUCAGAGGCAACCAUUUAAAAAAC